UGAGUCGCUCGUGCGAACGGCGGCAAGCGCGGCGCGCUUUCACUCGGUACGCUAUUAAUUACGUACCUACACAAUUGUUCAGUCAGUGUUAUAUUUACUCAACUGUUUCGACUGAAAAGAUAAAGAAAUAACUAAAGUGCCGAGCCGCACGACGCCCGUAUCUUAUCGCAUCCACUCUAUUGAUCACUCGCCACAUAUUGCGAACGGACGCCUUGUACCGACGCGACGGCCGGAUCACCUUUAUUGUCCAAUUUACCGUGAACUCGUGUUCUGUGUUAUAGACGCAAACUAACCGGUGAAGUCAUAAUGUGUAUCGUGCAAAAAUAGAAAUACAGUGUUAACAGGAAAAUUAAAGAUUAUUGUGUUUUGUGGUUUUAAUCAAAUAAUAAUGGCAGCUAAAUCGCCAACAGUGAGCUUGAAAUUCCGUGAAGUGAUCGGUGUAGAGCAGUUCAGUCAGCGGCGCGAAGUGUUCGACAAACCAGACGUGGAUUACGUACCACUGCCGUCGCCCACGACGCCUUUGCCGUCCUACAGAGAGGUGGAGCCAAUAAUCACAUCCAACCACGGUAAAACAACGACGAAUUUUAAGCGAAACGGACCGGGCUACUCCAGUAUGCGAGAAUCAAAAACUGACGAACGGACCUACGAUUUCCGACCUCGCAAAUACUCAGAUAAUUUUACUUCAGAACUAAACCAAAGCGAUGAUGUGGACUACCGGCACUCGAUGACGGAAAGAACAAGACGCCUGUCAAAAAUGCGGAAGGAUUUUAUGUCGUCUAAUUUACAUGAGCCAAGCACAAGUCCUUUGUACAGAGGUGGAGCACGGGCAUCGAUGCCGACUAACAGUACGUCGCCAAUAAAAUACAAAAUAGAGAGUCCCAAUUUGUAUAAAUUUCCGUUUGCCGAACCUUAUUUGACACCAACACCGGUAAGAAAAGUGAGAGUGGAUUUGGAUUCCAGUGAAACGAAUGGAGAACAAAAUGACACCCCUGAUACUACUGAAAACACCUGUACUAACAAUCAUUCCCCCAGUAAGGUAGACCAUCAAAAGAUUUUUGAAGAUUUAGUGAAAAGAUAUUCACCCCAACGUAAGCCUAUUGACUGGACCAUUCCACCAACUAGACCCAGAGUAAUUGGGUCAGUCCCUAAAUCCACAUCCAGUGGCGCAGAAAGUGUUGACAGUGUCGAAAAAACGAAUGUCAACGAUAAAAGUGAGAAGUCUGGAGAAGAUGAUGUGUUUGAUAAAAGCGAAAACAAUGUAGAGAUUGUGGAGAUAGUUACGGUAACGAAUGGAACCAUUGAAAACAAAAUAGAACCUAAUGCUGUUGAAAAUGGACCACAAACCUUAACAAAUGUUGCAAAUGACGAUGACAGUAAAAUAUCUGAAAGCGAAUUAGAAGAGAAAAACGAUCGUGUCCCUGAGCUUUCGUCAUUACAGCGCCAAACUAGCCACGACAGGAAGCCACUGGAAGUAAUCGAUUUAACCAUUCCAAAACUCAUUGAGAAAAUGACAGCAGAAGGUGAAGAUUUGGAGAAUCACAAGAAGGCUCCCAAUAAAUUAAAAAGGAAGAGAAGUUUCUUAGAUAAGUUACUCGGUCGUAAUAAAAAUAAGUGAGAAUGUUGAAACUGCAACUGCAUCGUUGCAAAUUCACCAAAGAUAAUAUCAAGGUUGUUAAGAAACAUGACGUCAGUGUUCGUAAUCAUUAGAUAAAUAGAUAGAGCACCGAGUAUGUACCAAUAAUGUUGAUUUAAAUUAAUAGGGGUAUUUUAAUAGAUUAUCUGUAAAAUAAUUAAGGCCAGUCUUCCUCUGUUUUUAUCUUAAUGUACUGGUUGGGUUAUCGCUAGCGAUAAAAACAAAGUGCCAUGUGACGAGAAAUAUCUGCCAAAUUCUACUAAAAUUUACUCGGUAACAACGUAAUCAUGAUUAUUAUCAAUAAAGCUGGUUAAAUUCGGGCCUUGAAUCUGAUAGGCAACGGCUUGGCAUUAAUGACGUCCAUGAGCGACGAUAACCGCUUACCAUCAGGUGGGCCGUAUGCUCGUAUGCCUAAAAGGGCAAUAAAAGAAAUCUACUUUCUUCUACAACUCUUCAUUCGUGUUUUUUUUUCAAACAACUAAAUUGUCAUGACCCAAACAGUAACUAUAGACAUGGCUACUUUCGAUAUUAGCUGUAUAGUAUUCCUAAGACAUUUUGUAUGACUUAAGUAGAGAUUCUUUGUAAUUAUGUCAUCCUUUUUAUAAGUUUAAGUUAUUACAUGACGUUUUAGGUAUUUCUUUUUAAAUAUAUCUACAUAUAUUAUUUAGCUUAUUUAUUGAGACGUCACCUAUAUAUUUUAAAACAUUAUUUUUCUCUUUAAAUUAUUACGUUAAAAUUGAAAUGUUUGCAUUAUUUUCCUGUAAUUUGUUAUGGUUAUAUAUAUACUAUAUAUUUACCUUAUAUUCUUUUUCUGUUUGAAAUAAAUUGUGCAUGACUAACUAACAAUCAACAUCCGUUUAAAAUGAUGUUUUCAAAAACAUACUUAGUUCAGAAAUAAAAUACGCUCUAAAUAAUUUAUUUUAUUUCAAAUACAUUAUAUAAAAAAUAAACUUACACAACCACGGCACAAAGUAGGUAACAUUUUAUCUACAGAUAAAUAAAAUUAACAACGUUUUGUAUCACAGAAAUUUUCCUACAUCAUUGCAGAUAAUGAAAUUCAAUUUGGUCAUAUACUUAAUUUAGGUAACUUCGUUUUAUUGACACAUUGUUCACAUCUCUCUCUGUGGAUAGAUUGUUAAGACUUGAAUAUACCUAAGGCAGAGUUAAGCGAACGAGUUUGCAAACCAUCGAUUACUUUUUCUUUUUUUUUUUGCUGUAAUUAAAUAGGCUGCCGAGCUCACGAUUCUCCUGGUAUUGCGCAGUUACCAGAACCUAUUGACAUUAUGUAAUAACCCCUACACAACGUUCAAACAUGGAACAGCGAAUUUAAUGGUGCUUGUAUUUAUUUACCUUAGAAACGUAAAUGUACUUUAGCCUAGGACUUGAGUAUAGGGUCCAAAAGAUCCAAUUCACUCUGCAUUGCGUUUUAACUUUAAGUAGUUACUAAAAUUAUAAGUGUUUUUAUACCUAACUUAACAAAUAAAUAUUGUUUUCCGCUUAACAUA
Molecule: messenger RNA, 3138 nt
Organism: Bombyx mandarina (wild silkworm)
Lineage: Eukaryota; Metazoa; Arthropoda; Insecta; Lepidoptera; Bombycidae
Source: RefSeq, a predicted model, not a curated record